This is a messenger RNA of Encephalitozoon hellem ATCC 50504, 312 nucleotides long. Its product is annotated as histone H4. Gene Ontology annotation, molecular function: DNA binding; structural constituent of chromatin; protein heterodimerization activity. The record is from RefSeq and is a predicted model, not a curated record. The coding region runs from base 1 to 312 and encodes 103 amino acids. Lineage: Eukaryota; Fungi; Microsporidia; Unikaryonidae. The transcript has a single exon. Gene Ontology annotation, biological process: nucleosome assembly.
AUGAAUACCCAGAAUCUUGGUGCUAAAGGAAAAAGUAAGGCAGCAAAAGGUAUUGCAAAGAGACACAGGAAGCAGUCUGGGCUGACGGAUAGCAUAUCGAAGCCUGCGAUAAGAAGGAUUGCUCGACGGGCAGGUGUAAGAAGAGUCGGAGGCGGUUGCUUUAAGGAAGUAAACAAUGCAGCAAGAGAAUACAUCAGGGAUACACUCUCGAUUGCAUGUAUUUAUGCCACACAUGCCAAGAGAAAGACAAUCACGUGCUCUGACAUCCUGCACUCCUUGAAGAGAAUGGGUAUCAAGUACAUUGGAUAUUAA